Molecule: messenger RNA, 1878 nt
Organism: Durusdinium trenchii
Lineage: Eukaryota; Dinophyceae; Suessiales; Symbiodiniaceae
Source: the annotation of a GenBank genome assembly
AGACUCUUGGGCUGACAGCGGAUCGGUUCAGUGCCGGUGCCAUGGGGAUCGAUUUCCGCUCGCUAGAGGUGCCCAAAAAGGCGAAGGUGGGGAACUGGCGGCCAAGCUCGAUUAGCUUGGCAGAUGCACAUCAUGGCUUCUGGUCCAAAGUGAUGACCAGGCUUUGCCAAUGUACUUUGCCCUUCAUGUUUCUUCUCCAUUGCUUUGGCGCAGUGAAUUUGGACACCAUGGUGGCCCAAACUUGGCAAGAGCUGCAUUCGUGGCCAGCGCUACACUGGGCGAUGAUAGAAGCACUGGUUGCGGCAGUAUCAUUCGUGGGUUGGAUCUCCUGGUUCUUUUUGCUGAAUGAGAUUCCAUCAAUGAAAGGCUAUCGUAUGGUGGUGCGGGAGGAGUCGCACCCCAUCGGCACCCACUGCAUGACCGACAGGACGAAGCACAGAGUAUGGGCAUCCUUCCCAGUGUAUGUCCUGUCCAUCUUUGCCCUUCAUCUUGUGAAGUCGGCCCCAAAGGUGCAGAGCGAAGCUCCAUCCACCUUGCGACUCUUUUCGGAGUUGAUCCUGGGAAUUUGGGCUUAUGACUUCAUUUUCUAUUGGCUUCAUCUGGCCAUGCACAAAUUCCCCAACUCUUGGCACAAGCAUGAGAUCCAUCACGAGCUCAAGGUCCAGGAUUUGAACGGAGAAUGUCCUUGUGGUGGCCAUUUCAUAUUGCACAUCUGAGCGAAGGAUUCUUGGGAAAGAAGGGGAGAAUGCAAGUACAGUUGUUUGGACAAACCUCUUUGCUCAAGGGAAGCAAACAAGGUGCAGCACAGAGCCUGUAUGUUGUGUUGGUGACCAUUCAAUGAACGCACGCUUCAGACAUGAUGUUGGGAAAUCAAGAUUGAAAAGCAAAAGGUGAAGGGUGUGAUCUCUUGGAUGCCUUUCCAUGAAUGUUGCACAUGUUGCAGGUGCCACAGGUAUCUUCCUAGUCCAUUUUGUAUCAAACUAUGUCUCACUAAAGUAACAUAGACAUAGACCUAAUUACUCUUUGUUACUUCAGGCAUGGGAGCACGUCGCACCAUUCUUGUGGCUUCCAAACCGCGGUGUUUGUUGACACCGAAGCGUUUGAACCGUCGAGGUGCAUCCCAUCUGUGGGACCAGCUUCCUUGCCCCAGAGCUGGUGGUGAAUCAAUCAUUGGAAGAUGGAACCAUGCAAGUCCUCAUCAACAUUCUCGUCCAAAACCUCCCGCUUUUUGCAGGUUUGCCCAAACACAAGAUGAGCCGCUUGCUUCACAACAUCUUGGUAACCUAUCUCCUCUCGGAAGCACAUUCAGGCUUGGAUCUACCAUGGUCAACGCAUCGCCUUUGUCCCAAGAUUCUGGGUGGUGCCUAUCGCCAUGAGUUCCAUCACCACCGGAGAGACUGUUGCUUCCAUCAAUUCUUUUGCUAUUUGGACGAUCUUCUUGGCUAUGGCCCGCCCAAAACUCGAUAGAUUCUUCACGACACCUUGUAGCGCAUUGACCAGCCACAGAAUUGACCAAGUCAUGAGAGGUGUGCUGUGAUUUGUGUCGGACUUUGCUCGUAUUGAGUUUUAUUGAGUUUGUGGCAUGUUCUGUACUGCGAGGAUAUCGCAUGCUGCAGUACUGCGAGGAUAUCGCAUGCAACAACUCGAGCCAGCAUGCCAAAGCUGCUGGCUCACAGUUGGUCUUACUGCCUAAAGUAUCUUCAGACGAUGCUUUGUGGUCCAAAAGCAUCCGCAAACUGGUGGAAACACUGGAAUCAUCCAUCGUGCUCGGACACAGAGGUGGAGAUGAGACUGACCACCUGUAGUGGGUGUUUUUCACCUCACGGCAAAUCCUGCACGGCUAUGCCUUGCAUCCCAGGCAGCAGAAGAACGUGGCUG